AAAGGCAGAGGACGUAUACUGGCGCUACAUUCGGAUAACUUAUCUCCUUCCUUCUCUUUACUUCAUCACUUCAUCGACUUUUAACGUCUCUCAGACCCCGGAGACCAGCCGAGCAACAACGGGGACAAUGCGAAGCAUCACGCUCUCCGACAGCGUCCUCAAGUCACGAUCACUGCCUCCAUCUCCGCAACCUCCGAAGCUCGCGACCUGUUACCUCUUCUCCCUCAAUUCUCGCUUCAAGAAUCAAGCUUUCAGGCGCCCUCCUCGCGACCCAGUACCCAUUUUCUGCAGGUACAGGAGAGGUUGGACCGCCAGGAAUUGUGAAGAAUGGUCUGGUCACUUUCGGCUAAGAACGUCUGAGAACUGUGAUGACUUGACCACAGGGUCCGUUGGUGAUGAGAACGGUGGCGCAUUAGAAGAGUCAUUGCAUAACAUGGGCAAUUCUUGUGUUGCGCCUAUAUUUUCGGGAAUGAGUAACUCGAACAGACGAGAUCUUACAGCCAGAGAUUUUCUGUUGAGUAGUGCAUCAUUUGAAAAUUUGGGAAAGUUUAUGUUCCUCUUCGGCUUGCUCACGCUUCAAGGCUCCCAACCAGCUAUUGCCGGAGACAUUGCCAGUGGUUUGCAGUCACUCCCUUACUUUCAGGACCUUGGUGAUAUUAGCACAGGUUUUGCCUCAGCAUUCUUGCUUAUCUUUUUCUCAGAGCUGGGAGAUAAAACCUUCUUUAUUGCGGCUCUUUUAGCAGCUAGGAACUCUGCGGGCAUUGUUUUCACUGGGACAUUCGGUGCACUUGCGAUAAUGACUAUUAUAUCUGUUGUUCUUGGAAGAACCUUUCACUAUGUUGAUGAAAUCCUUCCGUUCAGGUUCGGUGAGAAUGAUUUGCCUGUUGAUGACAUUGCUGCAGUUUGUCUCUUGGUAUAUUUUGGUGUUUCCACUCUUAUUGACACCUCCUCUGGUGAUGGUCUUAGGGCAGACGAUGAGCAGAAAGAGGCCGAAUUAGCAGUUUCGAAAUUUUCUGGAAAUGGUGCUGGGAUAAUAGCAGCUGCUAGUACCAUUGUUAGUACUUUUGUUUUAGUCUUUGUCGCUGAAUGGGGCGACAAGUCGUUUUUCUCCACAAUAGCCCUUGCUGCAGCUUCUUCGCCUCUUGGAGUCAUUGGGGGAGCUUUGGCCGGACAUGGGGUUGCAACUUUGAUCGCUGUACUCGGAGGUUCAUUGCUGGGAACAUUCUUGUCUGAGAAGGCCAUCGCCUACAUCGGAGGUACUCUUUUCCUGGUCUUCGCCGCGGUGACAUUUUUCGAGAUCGUGAGUUAGAGAUUCUGGCAUGUUGCACCCAAGCAAAUUAGCAAACGGUUAUCAGUUCGAGGAAGUUGUCGGAGACACCCUUGCAUGGCUAUUGGUAGGGCAAAUUGCUUAGUGAAAGAGUGGACUACCAUUUCUUGGUUAGACAUCACUUCUUGUUGGGACAAGGAUUCUGAUCAUUCUUUUGCCAGAAUAGUUUCGCCGGGAUUUUCUGCCUCG
This is a messenger RNA of Rhodamnia argentea, 1516 nucleotides long. RefSeq names its product GDT1-like protein 1, chloroplastic. Gene Ontology annotation, biological process: Golgi calcium ion transport; calcium ion transmembrane transport; manganese ion transmembrane transport. The coding region runs from base 128 to 1309 and encodes 393 amino acids. The record is from RefSeq and is a predicted model, not a curated record. Gene Ontology annotation, cellular component: Golgi apparatus; chloroplast thylakoid membrane. Lineage: Eukaryota; Viridiplantae; Streptophyta; Magnoliopsida; Myrtales; Myrtaceae. Gene Ontology annotation, molecular function: manganese ion transmembrane transporter activity; calcium ion transmembrane transporter activity. The transcript is spliced from 12 exons.